CGUUCACACCUUCCUCUGCUCUGUCAUGGCUGGAAAUAUAGUUUAUGCUGAUUUAAACUUUGCUGGAGCCUCUUCAAGACCACCACAUCCAUCCCAGCACCUCAGUCUCCCUCAGUGCCCGCACUGGCAUCGGAUCGCUCUGGGAGUCGGAUGGGCUGGGAAUGUCAUCCUGGCGGGAGUUGUGAUUGUGCUGGGUGUCUGGGUAGUAACCAAAGGAUCCUGCCUGGACGAUUUCCGAUCUCAAUUGAAACAAACGCUUUGUGUUUCAUCACUCAGCAACGCAACAGAGGGCUCUGAGUGCAAACUCUGCCCCAGGGAUUGGUUGUUGCAUAGAAGGAAGUGCUAUUGGGUCUCUAAAGAAGUUAAAUACUGGAAGAAGAGCUUUGAUGACUGUACAGUGAAGAGGUCUCACAUGCUCGUGAUCCAGGACCAGGACGAGAUGGAUUUCAUACGGAAUGUUACAAAAGGUGUAAAUCAUAUCUGGAUUGGACUUAACGUUACAUCCCCUGAGAGGAACUGGAUGUGGGUGGAUGGCUCCCUAGUCAACCAAACACUGUGA
Molecule: messenger RNA, 559 nt
Organism: Mauremys mutica (yellowpond turtle)
Lineage: Eukaryota; Metazoa; Chordata; Testudines; Geoemydidae
Product: killer cell lectin-like receptor subfamily B member 1B allele C
Exons: 5
Coding region: 26-559 (177 amino acids)
Source: RefSeq, a predicted model, not a curated record